AUGGCGGAUAGAGAAAGAUUGUACGGAGAAAUGAUGUCCGCUGUGAUAGAGAGGAAUCUCAAUAGAUUAAAAGAAUUAAUUAGUGCUCUUCAUCCAUUCAAUUGGGAUAUUAAUGAAUUACACGAGAAUGCAAAUUUUAAUAGAAGAACUACAUUGUUACACAUGGCAGUAAUAACGAAACAGAGGGAGAUGGCAGAACUAUUAAUAAACUAUAAAGCUAAUGUAAAUGCUGUAGAUGAAAGAAAUUUUACUCCGAUGCAUGAGGCUGCUCUAAAUGACGAUUUAGAAAUAAUGAAACUACUUAUGGAUAAAGGUGCCAGGAUAGAAAAUCAGUACAAAUUAUUGUGCAUUGCUGCUAAAAUGGCUUCUAUAGAAUUUGUUGAGCUGCUUGUUGUUAUGGACGUUAAUGGACGAGAUACAGAUGGUAGCACGGCCAUACAUUCAUGUGUUCUCCGACAUCCCAUUAAUUAUGAAAUCCUUAAGCUUUUGAUCGUUAAUGGAGCUAAUAUUAAUGCAAGAAAUAAUUAUCGUAGAACGGCGCUUCAUGAAGCCGUCCGAGCCAAAGACGUAAAUGUCGUCAAGCUUCUGUUGGACUAUAAUGCGGAUGUUAACUGCGAAGAUGUAGACGGUACGACACCGCUUUAUACCUCUACAGUAUCUGGGGCAGUGGAAAUUUGUAAACUACUCGUGGAGAAAGGUGCAAAAGUGAAUAUCAAGAGCGAUAAAAGAUCAACACCGCUUCAUGUUGCUGCUUCGAUAGAUAAUCUGGAUAUCACAGAAAUUUUGUUACGUUCAGGUGCCGAUGUAGAUUGCGUUGAUGAACGUGGAAACACUGCGCUUCACCUUGCUUCUAUAAAGCCUCACGACCGUCUCACUGCGAUCCUUCUAAGAUACGGUUCUGACAUCAACAUCGUUAACCAAGAGAACCGUACAGCGUUAAAUUAUGCAUCAACAGAAGAAACUAAAUCACUUCUUAUUCUUUUGCAACACGUAAUAGCAUUGCGGGCUGCUGAGUUAGAUGUUCAUGCUUUAAACAUAGCUGUGAUUAACGAAGUAGAGUUUAAUAAUAAAACAUAUGAGGAAGAAUGUAACGAAGAAUUCGAGAGAAUGAAAAGGGAGAAAAUCAACAACACCAACAUUACCUUUUAUGAUAUUCUAACAGUAAGCAUAAAUGAAUUCGCGAGAAAUAAAGAUGUUGCCAACUAUUUAACACUAAACAAUUGCGAAACGGAGUUCCCUAUUUAUGGUAGUAUGAUAAAAAGUCGUUUUAGAUGGGGUGUGGAAAGAAUUAAGUUGAUAGAUGAAAGCAUUCGAGCUUGUCAGAAUUUAUUCAAGAAGUUUCAGUUUGAUAGAAUGUUACCCUCUACUUGCAGCGCACAGAUAUGUAACUAUCUUUGUAACGACGAUCUGAGGAGUCUGGGUAAUAUUAGGGAUCACAUGCUGGAGGAGUGUAUGAUGCAGGUGGAGGAGACAGAAACGAAAAUAGUACAUGAGAGAGUGAUAGAGAUUUUGGAUGGAAGAGGGGCAGGAAUGGGAUGGGUGAAGGAGUGGUUAAGGAUUAGAGAUGGAGAGGAGGAUUAG
Messenger RNA from Ceratina calcarata, 1581 nucleotides. Its product is annotated as putative ankyrin repeat protein RF_0381. The transcript has 2 exons. The record is from RefSeq and is a predicted model, not a curated record. Bases 1 to 1581 code for a protein of 526 amino acids. Lineage: Eukaryota; Metazoa; Arthropoda; Insecta; Hymenoptera; Apidae. Gene Ontology annotation, molecular function: protein binding.